This is a messenger RNA of Prunus armeniaca (apricot), 3711 nucleotides long. The record is from the annotation of a GenBank genome assembly. Lineage: Eukaryota; Viridiplantae; Streptophyta; Magnoliopsida; Rosales; Rosaceae.
AUGGAGUCCAGGAAGGUGAACGGGACUGGCUGUAAAGGAGUCAAAUUGAAUGAGACAAAGAGACGCUCUGCUUCUCUGGUGGAACUUCAGCCUGUAGCUCCUUCUCACUUCUUCAGCUGCGAGUUCUUGCUUUUCACAUACACCCAGGAUCCUCAAGUGAAUUGGGGGAGGCUUGCAGGUUGCUUUGUGAAAUUAAUCUCAUCUCCAUUCUCCUGUAAGUUGGCACGAACAAGAAACCAGUCUGAAAUGGCAUCAAGCACGCAAAGAGACAGCUCAUCUCUGUCUCCACCGUCUCGAUGGAAAUAUGAUGUCUUUUUGAGUUUUAGAGGUGAAACACGCAAGACCUUUACAGCCCAUUUACAUAAAGAACUGCUGGAUCAAGGAAUUACAGAGACAUUCUUGGAUGAAACAGAACUUCAAGAAGGAAAACCAAUUUCUGAAGUCUUCUCAGCAAUUGCACAGUCAAGAUUUGCCAUUCUUGUGAUCUCUCAAGAUUAUGCUUCUUCAACCUGGUGCCUAAAUGAACUUUUAAAGAUUUUUGAAUGCAUGGAAGGGAGGGGCGCAAUUCUACCAAUUUUCUAUUCUGUGGAACCCUCCGAUGUUGGAAAACAAUUAGGGAGUUUUGAACAAGCCUUCACUAAACUUGAAGAAAGGUUUAAGCAUGACAUCAACAAGGUGAAGAGCUGGAGAGAUGCUUUAGGGACAGUGGCUAAAAUCAAAGGGUGGACUACAAAGGAUAGAUAUGAACCACAGCUCAUCAGAGAAAUUGUUGACAAGGUGCGCACCGUAGUACGUCCUACAUGGUUGGAGCCUGAAGAAAAGCUGGUUGGAAUUCAUUCAACAUUGGAGCAUCUACGUAGGCUUCUAGAUAGAGACACGGAGUUGGUUCGUUUUAUAGGGAUAUGGGGGUUGAGUGGGAUAGGUAAGACAACCAUUGCUGAGAGAACUUAUGCGAGGAUUCUUCAUAAAUUUGAACGCAGCUGCUUUCUUGACAGAGUUAGAGAUAAGAUUUCUCAAACAGAUGGUCUAAAAAAUCUAAAAAGAGAACUUUGCAAGAGCCUUAUGAAAAGAAAUCUAGAAGACUGGGACUUUGAUAUAAAAGGCACAAUCAAAGGGCUCUUAUCUCGCAAAAAAGUUCUUCUCGUUCUUGAUGAUGUCGACGAUAAUAUUCAAUUAGAAGACUUAUGUGGGAACCAAGAUGGGUUUGCUCCAGGGAGCAGAGUCAUUAUUACAGCAAGAAGUGAACGAUUGCUAAGUAGACAUGGUGUGGAUGGAAAAUUUGAGGUGCAUAAGUUAAAUGACCAAGACGCUCUUCAACUUUUUAGCUUGAAAGCCUUUGGAAGAGAUUAUCCAGAUAAGCCCUAUGUAGCUAUGUCUAAAUGUUUUGUGAGUUAUGCCAAUGGCCUCCCAUUAGCUCUUAAACUCUUGGGAUCAUCUUUGCAUAAAGCAGAUCAAGAUGAAUGGGGAAGAAAGUUUGGUAAACUGAAAAAUAAUUUUGAUGGAAAAAUUAUGGAUAGGCUUAAAAUAAGUUUUGAUGGAUUAGAUGAAGAGGAGAAAAGUAUUUUCCUUGAUAUCGCAUGCUUCUUUAUGGGAAAGUACAAAGAUGAAGUAGUUGAAAGACUAUGCGGCUUUCGUUCCAGCAUAGACAAUGCUAUAAAAGUUCUCAUUGGGUGGUCUCUGCUAACAGUUUCAGAUAAUAUGGUGUGGAUGCAUAAUUUGUUACAAGAAAUGGGUAGAGCAAUUGUUCGUGGAGAGUCAAAAGAACCAGGUGAACGUAGCAGGUUGUGGCUUUCAAAGGACAUCUUUUAUGUUUUGAGAAAUAAUACGGGGACAUCAGCAGUUGAAGGCAUUGUCCUAGAUCAUCGUGAAUCAGAAGUGUGUAAAUGCCAUCGAGAAGCCUUUUCAAAGAUGUUUAAUCUUAAAUUUCUCAAACUUCAUAAUGUGUACCUUGAUGAAGGUCUCGCAUGUCUUCCUAACUCCUUACAAUUUCUUGAAUGGAAAGGUUAUCCUCUAGCUUCUCUCCCCAUAGAUUUCAAACCGGAUAAGCUUGUUGAACUCAGCAUGUGUCAUAGUAAGAUUGAACAGCUUUGGAGUGGAAUAAAGGAUUUUGACAAGUUGAAAGUCAUCAAACUUAGUCAUUCAAAAAGUUUGACAAGCACUCCUGAUUUCAAAGAGGUCCAAAAUCUUGAGAGACUAGAUCUUGAGGGAUGUGAAAGUCUAGUUGAGAUCCACUCAUCCAUACGAGUUCUCAAAAAGCUAAUCUUCUUGAAUCUUAAAGACUGCAAAAGUCUUGAGAGUCUGCCAGGUGAGAUUGCAAUGGAAUGCCUGGAAAUUCUAAUCCUUUCUGGUUGCUCAAAUGUUAAAAGGAUUCCUAAAUUUGUGGGACAUAUGGAGAAUUUGUGGAAGAUUUCUUUAGACGAGACAGCUAUUGAAGAUAUACCUUCAUCGAUUCAAGGUCUGACGAAACUUUCUGUUCUUGAUAUUAGAGAUUGUGUAAAUCUGACUCAACUUCCAAGUACCGUUGGCAAUUUGAAGUUUCUUAAAAGUCUUAAUGCUUCUGGAUGCACACAACUGGCAGAACUGCCUGCAAGCUUUCAGGAACUAGUGUCUUUGGAGAAGCUUGAUUUAAGUGGAACUGCCAUAGAAAAAUGGCCCUUUUCCGUUUUACAUUUGAAAAAGCUGAAAUCAUUUAUUUUCCGCGGACCAAAAGGGCGAUCACCACAGCAAUGGCAUGUGUCACUCCCUUUUGGAUGGUUGAAGUGUCUUCAACCUAUGAGUCAGUUCCUGCCUCCUUUGUCAGGGUUAUGUUCUUUAAGGGAGUUAGAUCUAAGUGAUCACAAUCUUCGGGAUGGAACAAUCCUUGCUGAUAUUGGUUGCUUAUCUUCUUUGGUUUCAUUGGACUUGAGUGGAAAUGAUUUUGUUAGCCUUCCUGAAAGAAUUAGCGAGCUUUCUCAGCUUGAGAACUUAUAUUUGAGUGGUUGCCGGAGUCUUAAAUACCUUCCAGUCCUUUCAUCAAGUAAAAGUUUACAAGUGACUGCCGAUUGUUGCACUUCACUAGAAAGGCUGCAACAUCCAUUGAAUUUGGAUACAUUAAGUUCGUCAUGUUUCAAUUUGAUGAAUUGCUCUGGAUUGUUUAAGAAUGAAAACCAUGAUUAUAAAACAUUGACUAUGCUCCGAAAAUAUCUUGAGAGAAUCUCAUAUCCGGGAGAUAGGUUUGAAAUUGUAAUUCCUGGAAGUAAAAUUCCAUGGUGGUUCAGUCGUCAAAGAGUGGGAUCUUCGGUAAGCAUACAGGUGACUCCGAAAUGGUGUGAUAACAAGUGGAUGGGAUAUGCUCUUUGCGCUGUUUUUGAAGUUUUCCAUAGUGGAUGGGAGCUCUCUUGUGUUUUGGAAGUCAAUGGACAAAAAGAGUACCCUGCACCUGUAUUAUUAACUGAUGUCCAGCCCGUGUCGGAUCAUCUUUGGCUAUUCUAUGUUUCUCGUGAUAUAAGCUUUGGUACAGAGUGGCAAAAGAGUUGUGAUCAGUUAACAUUUUCAUUUGAAAGCUCAGGCCACAUCAGGGUCAAGAAGUGCGGUGCCCGUUUGAUUUACGAAAAGGACGUGGAAGAGUUCAACAAAGUAGUGGCACAAUCCAGCAGCAAUGUUGGGGAAGGAUCCAGUGGGACUCGUAGAUUUGAUGAGGAACCACAGCUCAAAAGAUUCAAGAAAACAUGA